GAGUGAUUCUAAACUGCUAUACUAUAUCAUAGUGGAUCUGUACGGGCAGGAACUCACAAACGAGCAAUUGUCGACCUUGGUCAACACCUGUGGCACUGCAUUGACAGAUAUUUCUAUCAGUCGAACGGCAGUAGGUCCGAAUGACAAUAUCCCUCUGGACACAUUAUUACAUGAUUGCCUGAAUCUCACCAAGCUUGACUGCAAAGAAUGGGUUUUCCGUAUCGGGCAGCGACAGUCUCCAUGGAUGCAUGGCAUGGCAGCAGAUUAUGAGCAUGUUAAUUUAUGUGACCUUUCUUUGCAGUUUCAAAAUCCAUCCAACUAUUAUGGCUUUGAUCCAAGGCCCUUUCUAAAGGCGACACCCGGAUUGCGUCGUUUAUGUCUGAAUAUUCGCUAUACGCGAAACACAUGCGCAUUAUUGCCCGGGUUCUUACGCGAGCAUUGUCCCGAGCUUAAGACGCUUAUCUUUUACGAAUAUGCUCGCCCAAAUGAGGAAACCUCAUUCCAUGAUCGACCAGUCAGGAAUAACGACGGAGCAACAAUGAUACCAUCAUUGACAGCAGUGCCGGAGCGAGGAUUAAAACAUAUCGUCUUUCAGGAACAAAACUAUGAAGGAAUAUCGCCGAGUAUACUAUUACCGCUCAUCGACGAGGACACCAGCAAACUGCUUGUAUCAUUGGAUUUGGAUGGCCCAGGGAUAGUGAACCCCGAAGUCAUGGCUCACUUGUCCGGUUUCGUCUUUCAAUCUUUACAGUACUUAAGGCUUAAGGGACCAUAUAGCCGUGUCACUCGAUCAGAGCUAUGUUCCUUUUUACAACACUCGGUACCAAAUUUGAUGCACGUUUCAUUACACGAUAUACGUUACCACCGUUGGGACUACCCUGUUAUUGAUGACACCGUGCUUGCAACACUCGCUUCAUCGACACCACGCUUAGAAAGUAUAGGAUUGGAGUGCUGCUAUAAGGUCACAGGAGCCGGGAUGCUCCUGUUCUUAGAACGCAUGUCGGGACAGCUGCGAUCCAUUACUGUCGAGCAAUGCGCAUCCGUAAUGACCAACAAGGUUAUGCAAUUCGUUGCCGAAAAUAUGGAUACCCUAGACGAAUUGACCAUUGAUGAGAAACAUUCAUGCCUGACCGCAACCGAUAUAGAAAAGUUUCUCGACAUCCGCCGUAGUGGCAGAACUACCGGCAACGACGACAGCAGCAAAAAGAAAAGGCACACGAUAAGGAGGUUGAACAUUACCUUUCAUUUCGAUCACGGUUACGGAACAUCUUAUCCUGGUACAGCGUAUCUCGACCACCUGUUCAAAAAGAUGGAUGUGGGCGCCAAAGAGUGGAAGUUCAUAUCACAGGUAUCGAUGGAUGCCUUAAACAGCAUACAUCAUCGCGGCGAGAACGCUUACGUUGGUGAAGUAAAUCACAUAAGCUAUAGAAAAAAACAGCUUCGCUAUGCUCCCAAAACUGCAUACUAUGAAAGCUUCAAAGCAAUAAGAUAUUAAAUAAUAAUAGCGUUAGCUAAUCAUCAUUGCUAUUAUACACGUUGUACAUGCAUACACAUAUAUGAUAUCAAUAGAUUGUAAUAACAAUAUCGACCCCUUCUUUUAAACUUUUAUAUAUCAAC
This is a messenger RNA of Zychaea mexicana, 1617 nucleotides long. RefSeq lists its product as uncharacterized. Bases 245 to 1495 code for a protein of 416 amino acids. The record is from RefSeq and is a predicted model, not a curated record. Lineage: Eukaryota; Fungi; Mucoromycota; Mucoromycetes; Mucorales; Lichtheimiaceae. The transcript has a single exon.